Molecule: messenger RNA, 1980 nt
Organism: Dothidotthia symphoricarpi CBS 119687
Lineage: Eukaryota; Fungi; Ascomycota; Dothideomycetes; Pleosporales; Dothidotthiaceae
Exons: 1
Coding region: 403-1854 (483 amino acids)
Source: RefSeq, a predicted model, not a curated record
ACACACUAUCCUUCCAAAGUUCUUUGAGCGUCAGCGCUCAAACUCAGCAUGUAUCUGAUGGAUGCCUUGCAUUUGUAAACACAUUGUCUGGUGCCGCAGUGCGAAAUUUCCAAGCCCUUGGAAGCUGGCUUUGUUCCAUUCCCUUGACUAUGAUAUCGGCAGCAAGACAAAUAAUCAGGCGGCUCAUCAUGUUAUUCCCUUUUGUGAAUCAUGAGACAACGUUACCGAUGGCCUAGUGCGAACGAACAUGGUCAUCUGCACCUUUCUCUUCCAACUUGCUGACUAAGAAUUCUACAAGCUGUUGAUUCGUUCACAUGCCAGAACUCACCUAAACGUUAAUCAAGUUUUCUAAACUUUACAUCACGUCUCCGAUGAACACCGACAACGACGUUCUGUCCCAUCAUGUCAUUACUCAACUCGGUACUCGGCUCGCUUUCUCCUCCCCCCAGAUUUCGCAAGUCUUUCGAAGAUCCUCACGCACGCGACCAUGAGCUGUCACGAUACAACUCUCCGCCAUCGCCUCACGUACCGCCGCCAGUUACCUCGUCAGUACUAUGGAGUGUACCUAAAACGAGCAUAUCGCCGUCUCCUCGCGUUCCCGACGAUCUACUGGCCUUGCAACGGCGGGCUCGACAUCUCGAGAAACAGCUGCAAGAGCUACUCGACGCGCAGGCAGAUGGUCUGGUGACUGGUCUGGGAGGGAACGACACAAUACCCGACGAUUUGGCCUCAAACGGAAGCACCACACCGACGGCCAGUAGUGGUCGAUCCACAGAUAGGAACGCAGAGAGUGGAAGCAAUGCGAACUUGCCCAGAAAGAAGAAAGUAGGUUUGAACGCUGCGAGACUAGGCAUAUACAAACGCGUGCGACAACUGGCCAGUGUUAAAGCUGAGGAGUUGGACAUGCUUGAUGAGGAUUUGAGAAGCUUGCAAAUAACGGUGGAGAAGACAGAAUCUUGGAGCCAGAAGCGUUCGCGUCUAGAGACGACGAUCAAAGACAUUGAAAGCGAAGACGCUGGCGCAAAAACAGAUACUCUUCAGACUGAAGCAUCAAAGCUGGAACAAGAGAUAAGGCAGAAGGAAGAGGAACUAUGGGCACUAAAGAAGCGGCAUCGAAGAGUUCUGGACGAGCUUUCAGACACUCAGAAUUCGGUCGAGGCGAAGUUAUCCUCUUAUAAAACGUCACUCUCGAUAUUGGACAAGGAGAUUUCAAGUUUCCUCGCACGCCCUCCAAACACGAACCGCACAUUACUUUCCUCGUCGCCGUUCCCUGCUCUACCUGCUAAACGACGAACGCUUGAAAUGGCACGUGAGUACUGGCAAGAUGAGUAUGCAAGACUGGCCGAGAGGUGCGAAGAAGUGGAUGUUGAUCGUGCUGCACUCGACGAAGGUGCGGUGAUGUGGAACGAUGUGGUGAUGAAAGUGGCAGACUACGAAAUGAGCCUUCAAAGUUACAUGCAACACGCGGGACGAAGCAGUUCCCCGAGUUCUUCACAACUGCUAGACCAGAUGGACAAUACUAUAGCAUUUCUUGACGAGAGGUUAGAUUUCGCGACCUCCAGAAACUGGAAUUUACUUGUCUGUGCUAUUGGGGCGGAGCUGGAAGCCUUCAAACAAGGUAAGGAACUUCUAGAAGAGGCACUCGGAACGAAGCGCAAAGGCAAAGAAAAGGUCGCACGUACGCUAUUGGACGACGAGGACUUCAACAACGAGGUUAAGGAGGACAUGUCGAUUUCAGCCAUCAGGAUAGGCCGUUCGUCACCAAAGCCUGUCCAGCCUCGACAUAGUUCCUCAGAUGACGACGACCCAGAUCCCGAGCUUAUGAUCUCACACCACGAUACGGAUACUGACUGAGCUCUUGUCGCCUCGUUGUGAACGCGGGAUACCUGCGGAUCACGAUAUGGGAAGAAUUACUCAACUUACAUCUCCAUCAAACAUAACAUUGAAUACAAUAACGACAUAUAUGCCAAUUAUUCGUCC